This is a messenger RNA of Musa acuminata subsp. malaccensis (wild Malaysian banana), 1431 nucleotides long. RefSeq names its product protein JINGUBANG. Gene Ontology annotation, molecular function: protein binding. Lineage: Eukaryota; Viridiplantae; Streptophyta; Magnoliopsida; Zingiberales; Musaceae. The record is from RefSeq and is a predicted model, not a curated record.
AGAGUAGCCGUUGAACCGCCUUGUUCCCUAAUUUAAAAGUUGCAAACCCACCCGACCAAUCCUUUUUCUUAACGCAAAGAGUUCUUCUUCAGCCCCACGGCCGCCCGCUCCUCCCUAUCAUCUCCAACGUCUCUCCCUUCUCCCUCUGCCUCUUCCGAUUCCAUUCUUUUGCUCUGUAGCAGAUUUGUUGCUGCUGCUGCUCCUGCAACGCCUCACGCCAUGGCCUCUUCAGAGCCCACGAUGUUAACCCCACUGCUGGAGAAAUCCAAGUCGAACCGCAGCAGCAGCGACUCCCAAAACAUACCAACCCCAACACCACCGCAAGUUCAUCACUGCAUUCCCUGCGCCGGCUCCGGUGCCGGCCGUCACAAGUCGUUGGCCGUCCUCUCCGGCCACGUCGGCUCCGUCUCCUGCCUGGCCCUCUGCGGCGAGUUCGUCCUCAGCGCCUCCCACGGCAAAGACAUCAUCGUGUGGCAGCAGCCCGACCUCCGAAGAUUCGCGAGGUUCGGCCACGGCUCCGGCUCCGUCAAGGCCCUCGUCACCGUCGGCAGCCGCAUUUUCUCCGGCCACCAGGACGGCAGGAUCAGGGUGUGGAAGGUGUCGCGCGGUUCCGAGAACAUCUUCCGGCUUACGGCCACCUUGCCCACCACCAAGGACUACCUGGGCCGGUUCCUGAAUCAGGGCAACUACGUGCAGACCCGGCGCAACCACCGGCGUCUGUGGAUCGAGCACGCCGACAGCAUCUCCUGCCUCGCGGUCGAUGGUGGCUUCGUCUAUUCGGGUUCCUGGGACAAGACGCUGAAGGUGUGGAGGGUGUCGGACCUCAAGUGCUUGGAGUCGAUAAGGGCGCACGACGACGCCAUCAAUGGGCUAGUCGCGCACAGGGGUGCGCUCUACUCGGCGUCCGCGGACGGGAAGAUCAAGAUUUGGGCGAAGGAGAAGAGCUCACAUCGCCUGAAGGGCGUGUUGGAGGGUCACAAGGACGUGUCAUGGAACUCGGUGGUGGUCGUUUGCGAGGACGGCAGGCUCGCCUACGGCGGAGGCUCGGACGGGCGAAUCAUGGGGUGGCAGGGGGGAGAGGGGGGUGGAAACUGGAAGCUGGUGUGCGACGUGAGGGCCCAUGAGAUGAGCGUGCUGUGCUUGUGCGCGGCGGGGGAGUUCCUCUGUAGUGGAUCAGCUGAUAAGAGCAUCGGGGUGUGGAGGAGGAGAGGUGGGGGUGGGCUUUGCAGGGUGGGGAUCAUCGGAGGCCAUGAGGCGCCAGUGAAGUGCUUGCAGGCUUCAGCUCACAGUGUGGGGGAGGGGUUUAUGCUCUACAGUGGAGGGCUCGACAGAAGCUUGAGGGUGUGGUGGGUGUCAAGAGAGCAGGGUGAAGUGAAGAAAGUGGAAGGCAAUAAUGGUGGAGCAGAAGAAGCAUUGGACAAGCUGAGCUAG